UGUGGCCACGCCCCCUGUGAAUAAUGUGUCGGAUCGAUUCGUUUCUGCGAACGUUGUUUUUUUAUGCGUGGAAUUAAGAACGAUCACAUUGGGAACGGAUACUUUUACCGGUCUCUUUUUUAGCCUACUACUACUUUUUCGGCUACUUCGAGAUUUAUUGGAUAUUAGCCUAAAUCAACACAAUGCAAUAUGUUCAUUUAUCUAAGGAUUCAUGCCGAAACGGUUCCAUAAUAAGGCUACUGUGUCCAUCUCAGACUGCGGUGUGUAUAGUCAACGGGGAGGCAAACCUCCUCAACACCUCCUUCACUGACAAUCACAAUGCCACUGAGACAGGGCUGUCAGCCGUCGGCAACAACUGGACCAACUAUAACUUCUGGACUGGUUUGACCUUGGCGGUGCUGUCGGCCUUCCUGAUUGGAGGAAGUGUGAUGCUGAAGAAGAAGGCCCUGCUUCGCCUAGCCAAUAAUGGACAGACCAGAGCAGGUGAAGGUGGUCAUGGAUAUUUAAAGGACUGGUUAUGGUGGAGUGGACUUCUAACCAUGGGUGCCGGUGAGGUUGCCAACUUUGCAGCGUACAUGUUUGCUCCAGCUACUGUGGUGACUCCUCUGGGCGCCCUGAGUGUCCUUAUCAGUGCAGUGCUGUCCUCUUACCUGUUGGGGGAGACACUGAAUCUGUUGGGGAAGCUUGGCUGUGUGCUCAGCAUACUGGGCAGCACUCUCAUGGUGAUCCAUGCACCUGAAGAAGAGGAAGUCACUACCCUACAGCAGAUGACUGACAAAUUGCUUGACCCAGGCUUCCUUGUGUUUGCCAGUAUCCUGCUGGUGGCCUGCUUGCUGCUUAUCUUCUACUUCUCCCCCCGUGUGGGCCAGACCAACAUCCUGGUCUACAUCGGCAUCUGUUCCCUGCUGGGAGCCUUCACCGUCUCCUCCGUCAAGGGCCUGGGCAUCGCCAUCCGCACAGUGACCUCUGACCCGGCCGUGGUGCGUCACCCGCUCACCUGGAUCCUUCUGGUGUCACUGGUCAGUUCCAUCGUGGUCCAGGUCAACUACCUGAACAAGUCUCUGGACACCUUCAACACGCUGCUGGUCUACCCAAUCUACUACGUGUGCUUCACCACCGUGGUGCUCACCACCUCCAUCGUCCUGUUUAAAGAGUGGGGGACCAUGUCUGGUGUGGAUGUGGUGGGCACCGUGGGGGGCUUCCUGGUCAUCAUCUUGGGGGUAGCCAUGCUGCACCUGUUCAAAGACAUCCACGUCACCCUGGAGGGCCUGGCCAGCAGAAUGUGUCAGCCGCUGGAGGUGAAACGGGAGGACAAACACAUCCUCAUUGAGAAUAUGGAGAGCCUGCCUCCCAUGAGAGAAGACGCACCCAGAGUCUUCAUCAUCAGCUGAGAGACUGGCACUCAGGAUCUUCAUCAUCAGCUGAGAGACUGGCACCCAGGAUCUUCAUCAUCAGCUGAGAGACUGGCACUCAGGAUCUUCAUCAUCAGCUGAGAGACUGGCACUCAGGAUCUUCAUCAUCAGCUGAGAGACUGGCACCCAGGAUCUUCAUCAUCAGCUGAGAGACUGGCACCCAGGAUCUUCAUCAUCAGCUGAGAGACUGGCACUCAGGAUCUUCAUCAUCAGCUGAGAGACUGGCACCCAGGAUCUUCAUCAUCAGCUGAGAGACUGGCACCCAGGAUCUUCAUCAUCAGCUGAGAGACUGGCACCCAGGAUCUUCAUCAUCAGCUGAGAGACUGGCACCUGAGAGAACUCUUAGCACAUUCACUUAUGUAAAUAUGUAUUUGUUAGUCUUUUUAUUGGUAGUUUUAUGUAGAUUUGUGACCAGAGCUGUUGUUGACUAUGUUUAUGAUGCUCCAGGAUGCUAAAUAGCUACUGAGGACCUUUGUCUAUGAAGGUACCAGAGAAGAGAUGACAUUUUAUAUAGUUUUUUAUACUUGUGGGUGUUUUUUAACCUCAGUUAAUGAUCAUAUGGGUUGCUGAUGACGCUGCAGGCUAUGUAGACUGCUGCUGAAGACCAAUGUUUGUGAUUCAUCAAGGCAUUUUAAAAAGGGCUCUUUUUUAUAUAGAUAUAUAUAUAUAUAUAUAUACUUUGCAUUUUAAGAUGUUGACUACAUUUCAUAUUUCUGUUGCCUGUCACUCAUUUCAAUAAAUAUUUUCUAUUUUGUGCCCA
Molecule: messenger RNA, 2172 nt
Organism: Oncorhynchus nerka (sockeye salmon)
Lineage: Eukaryota; Metazoa; Chordata; Actinopteri; Salmoniformes; Salmonidae
Gene: nipal4
Product: NIPA like domain containing 4
Exons: 6
Coding region: 183-1391 (402 amino acids)
Biological process (GO): magnesium ion transport
Cellular component (GO): membrane
Molecular function (GO): magnesium ion transmembrane transporter activity
Source: RefSeq, a predicted model, not a curated record